Aethina tumida (small hive beetle) is the source of this 1581-nucleotide messenger RNA. It is a transcript of the gene Rab1, whose product is annotated as ras-related protein Rab-1A. The transcript is spliced from 7 exons. Lineage: Eukaryota; Metazoa; Arthropoda; Insecta; Coleoptera; Nitidulidae. Gene Ontology annotation, molecular function: GTP binding; GTPase activity. The record is from RefSeq and is a predicted model, not a curated record. The coding region runs from base 150 to 758 and encodes 202 amino acids.
GACUUGUUGAGAUACCAUUGAGUAGACGUCCCAAAUUUGCGUAUUUUUGUGUAAAUCUCAUAUUCAAGAAAACAGUGAAGUGCAGGGGUGUGCAAUAUAGACGAGUAUUAUUGCUUAAAGCCAGUUUUAGAAAACAAAUACAUAUAAAUAUGAAUCCUGAGUAUGACUAUUUAUUUAAGCUUCUUCUCAUUGGUGACUCUGGCGUAGGAAAGUCAUGUUUAUUGCUUAGGUUUGCGGAUGAUACUUAUACAGAAAGCUACAUUAGUACCAUUGGUGUAGAUUUUAAAAUCCGUACAAUAGAUUUAGAUGGAAAGACUAUCAAACUGCAAAUUUGGGACACAGCGGGCCAGGAGAGAUUCAGAACGAUAACAUCCAGUUACUACAGGGGAGCACACGGUAUUAUUGUAGUGUACGAUUGCACAGAUCAAGACUCCUUCAACAACGUGAAACAAUGGCUCGAAGAAAUUGACCGCUACGCAUGCGACAAUGUUAACAAAUUGUUAGUGGGCAACAAGAGCGACCUCACGACUAAGAAGGUCGUUGAUUUCACCACGGCUAAGGAAUAUGCGGAUCAGUUGGGUAUUCCAUUCCUGGAAACGUCGGCAAAGAACGCAUUGAACGUUGAACAAGCUUUUAUGACGAUGGCGGCCGAAAUCAAGAACCGAGUGGGGCCACCAUCCUCCGCUGCUGACCAGGCCAACAAAGUCAAAAUCGAUCAGGGACGGCCAAUUGAGACCACAAAGUCAGGAUGUUGCUGAGCAAUUAUUAAAAUGGUUUAAGGUGGUCAUUUCUCCUCAUUAUUUUGUACAGUAGCUGUUCAAAUACAAAUUCAUAUAAUAUCCGUCUCUAAGUAUAGAUAAUUUUCAUUACGAUUUUCAUUUGACAGUUUCAAAAUUCAUUUGUUAAAAAAAAAAUAAAACACCAAUACAAUUUAGCCUAAUUAUUAACUUUCCCUUCUAGCGAAUUUUUGAUUUUAUGUAAUAUAUUUAUUAACAGCUUAAAUUUAAUAUGUAUAGACUUUUUGGGAACAAAGAAUAUCCACGAUAAUAGCGGAUUUAGGGAAAAUGUUUGUUGAACCUUUUGUAUGCAGUGAUUAAUUUGUAAUUCUUUGUUUCUAAAAAUGAAUUUUCUGUUGAUACAAUUUAUUUAAAAUAUACUUCACUUGAAAUAUAAAAUUUGUUUUAAUGAGUCCUUAAAUCAUAGAUUUGUAAUGUUUGUAAGCAGUGUAUUUCAAAAUUCACACAGAGUAAUAUUCAUUAAUGUUUUUAAUUUGAUCAGUUAACAAUGUGUAUUUCUCUGUAGAAUAUUUAUAAAUCAAAAAUUUAAAAAAGAAUUCCGACUGAGUUUUUGUAUUUGCCUGUGUUGAAAUUUGUAUGUAAAUCAUAAGAAAGCACUAUGAUAUGCUAAUAGUCGUUAAGCACUUUUUCAUUUUGGAAUCAUUAUUUCAAAAGAAACAAUGUUCUCCAGUUUAGGUUUUAAAAUUUGUAUGAUAUAGUAUAACAUAAAACUUUGUAAUAAGUUCUUAUUUUGUAGUUGAUAUUUAUAUGAUUGUAUGGAAACAAUUAAAAUUGGAAACAAUAA